Molecule: messenger RNA, 1993 nt
Organism: Lolium rigidum
Lineage: Eukaryota; Viridiplantae; Streptophyta; Magnoliopsida; Poales; Poaceae
Product: F-box/WD-40 repeat-containing protein At5g21040
Exons: 2
Coding region: 127-1791 (554 amino acids)
Cellular component (GO): preribosome, large subunit precursor
Molecular function (GO): protein binding
Source: RefSeq, a predicted model, not a curated record
AAAAAAAGAGAGAAAUUCGUCAAACGAAAUUGAGAUCCGAGGCACAGGUCGAGGCAUUUGUACAUUCAUUUUUCUGGAUUGGGGGGAAAAGGAAGUUCAUCACAAAAGAUAGGAUUUCCGAAUUUUAUGGACUUUGAUUCCAUCAAGGCAGGAGACGCUUCACCCAAGAAUUCUUCUAGCAUUUGCAACAAGGGCACACUCAUUGAGGCAAACACCUUCGCUCAUUGCGGGAAGGCUAAAAGCUGGAACAGCUUCAACAGAUUGAACUACCAGGAGUCAAGUCAUGGAUCACUUCCAAGGGUUGCUGACCCAAAGGAAAAUGGCGAAGCAGGAAAUGAUGCAGCAGACUCCAUGUGCUUCACUGAUCUGCCGGCCGCAUUGGUCUCUGAAAUCCUUGCCCGCCUUGAUCCAAAGGGGCUUGGGAUCGUAUCUUGUGUCUCCACAGGUCUGCAGGCCCUAGCCACGGAUCAUCACGGGUGGAAGAAAUUCUACUGUGAAAGGUGGGGACUACCGAGUGUUCCCAUCGGACCAUUAGUUCCAAGUGGAACUCCAGAUGGAAGGUCGUGGAAAACAUUGUUUGUGGAUCGGGAGUUUCAAAGUAAAUCAUUCAUGGGAAGAUUCAGUGUGGAUAUUCUCCGUGGCCACGAUGAGGAUGUACGCACCGUGUUUCUUCUGGCAUCUGCAAAUCUGAUAUUCACUGGUGGUCAUGAUUCUGUGGUUCGGAUGUGGGAUAUGGAGGAAGGUCUACUGAUUGAUGAGUCCCGUCCGUUUGGUUGCACUAUCCGAGCAAUUGCAGCUGACAGUAGGCUUUUGAUAACUGGGGGAUCCAAAGCCUUCAUCCAGUGUUGGAGGGCUACUGAGGGGGCCUCGCACCUUUUCCACAUUUCUGGAAUUGGUACUAACCAGAAUUCUGAAUUUCGCCUCUGGGGGCAUGAAGGACCCGUGACUUGUCUUGCCUUGGAUUCGGCGAGGAUUUACAGUGGUUCUUGGGAUAUGACUGUUCGUGUUUGGGACAGAGCUCAGAUGAACUGUGUACAGAAGUUUAUGCAUGCUGACUGGGUUAUGGCCCUGGCUCCUCAUGGAAAUACUGUUGCCAGUACGGCUGGUAAAGACGCCUAUGUAUGGGAUCUCGGCAGUGGUGAGUUAACAACUAUAAUUUCCAGAGCCCAUGUUGGUAAUGCAUAUUCUGUAGCUCGAACACACCUGGCAGAUGUGCUAUUUACUGGAGGAGAAGAUGGUGCAAUUCGCUUGUUCGAUGUUUCUGAGAUGUCUGGUAACGAGAAUAUUAAACCAGCUGCUACAUGGGUGCCACACACUGGCCCUGUUCAUUCUCUUGCUUUUGAGUAUCCAUGGCUUGUUUCUGCCUCUAGUGAUGGCAGGAUCGCACUAAUUGAUUUAAGGAAGAUCCUGACCCCACCGAACUCGCGCCAGUUUAGGGUUAAGACCAUUGAUCCAAGUGCCAUAGAACCUCCACAGAGGAUGCUUCAUGGCUUUGGAUGCUAUCUGUUCUCCGUUGACAUUGGUGCAGAUAGGAUCAUAUGUGGGGGUGAGGAUGGUGCUGUUAGGGUCUGGAACUUCUCAGAAGCACUGGAGAUUGAGAAGAGAGCACUGGCUUUAAAGAGUUUGAGGCAGGAGAACCGGAUGAGACGGAAGAAGGCACAAGUAGAGAUGAACGCAAAUGGCAGAAGGGCUGAUCAAUGUUCAGUAGCCAUGAAGAGAAACCAACUCAAGGGUGAUAAGAGUGCCACUUGGCAAAUCAAGCGUUCCAUUAAUGACAAGGUCAAGUCUUAGACCAGGAUUUGUACCUUUCUUUACUUUAUCACAUGGUCAAGUUGAUUUUGUAUUUCUCUCCAAGCUAGGUUUGCUACGUAGGUCAACAUUGACAUUUUUAUAUAUUCAACUUAUACCUCGUGCACUAUGGUCCCUUUUAAUCUGUAUUCAACCUUUAUUCGACCUGGUGUAUAUAUUGAUCUAAUGGAAGAAAGUUUCCACA